Molecule: messenger RNA, 306 nt
Organism: Rangifer tarandus platyrhynchus (Svalbard reindeer)
Lineage: Eukaryota; Metazoa; Chordata; Mammalia; Artiodactyla; Cervidae
Source: the annotation of a GenBank genome assembly
AUGGCCAUCAUAGUUCUACAGGUCACCCUUCAGGGUACUCUUUCAGUAUCAAAAGGUCUGUCCACUCUCCCUAGAAGAAGCCAAAAAAUAAACUUCCCUGUUAAAACUCCCUCACUCCCCCAACAUGAGUUCAGCUCCCAAAGCCAAGAGGAAGGUAAUGAGGCCAAGUAUUGGGUUUGCCAAAAAGUUUGUAACACCUCACGGAGAAACCCAAAUGAAAAUUUUGGCCAACCCAAUACUGUCCUUGGAUUCUCACCACUGCGACUUCUUAUGGACCAUACUGCAACUUCACUGCCAAAAUUAUAG